Toxorhynchites rutilus septentrionalis is the source of this 2833-nucleotide messenger RNA. RefSeq lists its product as uncharacterized. The record is from RefSeq and is a predicted model, not a curated record. NCBI's taxonomy places the organism in Eukaryota, Metazoa, Arthropoda, Insecta, Diptera, Culicidae. The coding region runs from base 70 to 2565 and encodes 831 amino acids. The transcript has 7 exons.
GUAUGGGGAAUGCUGUAUAUCGUGUUUUAUAAACAUUAGCUCUUUUUACAGCAAAACAUUACUCUCAAUAUGAAACCCAGUCCGAAGAAAUCUUUGUCAUCGAAAUUGAAACAACGUUCGAAAACCUCCAGCAGCGGGGGCACAAAUGCAAAUUCCGGUACAGCUUCGGCACCUCAGUCGAACAAUAUUGGCAAUAACACGGCCGGUUUGCCGCAGGUCCAGCAUCCCAAUCAUUACUCACAUUUGAUGCGAGCUGCAACUGCGGGUGGAAGCGACACUAACUCAUCCGGUAAUGAUGCAAACUGCCCUGCGCCAAAGGAUAAGAGUACAUACAAAUCAUACGCCGGUUUCAGUUCCCGAUCAAUACGAACUAUUUGGGAGCAACAUGACAAGCAAGAAACCGAGGUAGCAGCGGAGGUUUACAGCAAACUAGCCGAGGAUACUACCUACAAACUGUGGGAACUGGCGAAUAGUAUCAAGACAUACAGCCGCCAUGCGAAUGGGAAGGUCACGUAUGAUUUGGUCAACGACAUCCUUAAGGAUUGCGAUGUUCCGCCGAUUGUUGGGGCGAACAGUGAACCGUGGGAUAAAAUUGAGUAUGACGGAGUGUACUUUUUCAAUUCGGAUGAGGUUUUGGAUUUGCGCGAGGAGUACAUUAAGGAUGUAACGAUGGAACAAAGUAAUAUACCCGUGUUGACUACAUCCUGGAUGGCCGAGUCUAGCAUAGCGGAAGAUCUUAUCGAACUGUACAACAAUGUAUGCGACGCUAUCUACCUCGGCGAUGAGGAAUGUUUCGAGCAAGCGAUUGAGAUUCUUACGUUUAAUCCGCACGUCCCGUCACUGAUGAAACUUCUGCUGACAAAGGCGAUAGAAAUGUUGGGUUUUGAAUACACAGAAACCACAUUGAUUCGAUCGCUUCAGUUUCUCGAGGCUCUCGUGAAAAACUAUCACGUUUCUCAUUCGGAUCUGACGCUUGAGCUUAGUCUGCUUAGUCAAAUUUUUGUAAAUCUGUUGCUUGGGCCAAUCCAUUUGGUACACGCUAAAUUCAUCCCGGCUCAACCAGCGAAUCUUGAUUUACAACCACAAUCUCAGACAUCGCUCAAUCAACAGCCGCACUCGAUAAACCAAAAUGGAACCGAGUCUUCGCUAGGAUCCGGGACACAUUCUCAGAAUAAUGCAGAUCAGUUGCAACCCGGUUAUACUCACUCCACAAUGGUUCCGAUGAAUAUAUUAGAUAACAAUCUAACUGGUCCUUCGGAGGAUUCCAACAAUUCCAACUCAAAUGCUACCGAAGAAUUGCUGCGUAGUAUAGAGAAUAUUAAAGAAGGCCCGGAUGAAAUCGACAUCAACAAUAUUAAGGAUGAGUACGAGGCUCUAUUUUCUAUGGUGCAAGGCUUGGGCAAACAGGAAACUGUUGGAGAGGAUGGAAAUUUGUCUGCGGGAGACGGAUUCCAAAUCAAAGCAGAAUUCAACAGUGACUUUGACCCUUCGGCUCAGAACUUUCUGGUUCAGCAGGGCGGCGGAAUGAUGGCGGAAGCAGGAAUGAGUUUUGAGAUAAAAACUGAAAAUGAAAUAGAACUAAAGCAAGAUCCCGUAAUGUUAGAAGAUCCCGAUGAGAAUUUUAGCGCACAGAUGUCCGAGAGUUCCAACGGGGAAGUUAUUAACCCGAAUUCGACGACUCUGGAGAAUGAGAACAUUACCACCCUGAUCUGUAGUAGUUAUUUGGUGGACGACGUUAGCCGAGUGGUAGGACUAUGCUCUGGUAAAUGGGGCUUCGUUGAGCAGGAGUGCACAUUUUUGCUGGUCGAAAGAUUACAGCGAUACUUCAAUGAUUCGAAAUCUGAGGAUAUAGAUUAUGUUUGGCUAUCACGACUUUUGCGCGGCCUAUGGUCCGUAGGAGAAUUUGCUUUCCGUGAAAUGUGCCCCUACUUUGAGUAUAUAGAGCCGAGGAAUGUUCCGGAGUUUGUAAAUUAUCACUUGAAUUGUGCCGCAAUAUUUCUACGGGGAAAGUCGGAUGUGCAUUUUUACGAAUAUUUGAACGAAGUAUGUGGUGAUGGCCUGCUUCCUUUCAUGUUCAAAUAUGAACAGUACAUUGAAACAAGACACCAGAAGUUCAAUCGCCUUGGACAGAAGGCGAACAAGGGAAAACACUGCUACAAAAUACACUCCAAAGUAUUGCUCAAGGUUCAUCCCAAAACCAGCCAAAAACCACCGCUCGCAGUUGACGAAGUUUUCCCAGAUCGCACCGAGAAACAGUUGGAUGGCAUCGUUGCACAGAGUCAGCAGAAUCCGACGCCUCGAUUCAGCUUUCGUUUCGCUGGCUGUCGGCCAGUCAAUUUGAAGGCAAACAGAAAUCGACUCACAGGCUCGACUCGGUUGACUUCAUUUUGUGGCACUGUCCAGGACAAGCACGAUUCCGGCGUACGUUCAAGCAUUACACAAGAUGAGAAUGCGCUGAGAAGUUACCACACAAAGGUGGUUAUUGCUCGACGUAAACUUCUGAAAGCGGAUACCAAUCAACACCAGAGGAGACAGGUGUACUGCUACGGAUCUACACUUUUGUAAACAGGCUGCAAAUCGAGAGAACGAAGAUUCUUAAAAAUAACCCCACCUCCAACGAACUAAACAAACGAGACACUAAACGUAAGUUCUCUAAAUCUAAAUCUAGCUGCAACACAGAAAAACUUAUGAUAGUGUAAAAAACCUUAAAAUUAAUAUGUACAAUUUAAAACUACUUCUAUUCCUAAAACUACUAUGUACAAUAGAACCAUUUUAAUGUAUUGAUUUAUACCUACGGUAGGGAUUUUUUAACGUCGUCGUCAUCGCCAUCGCC